CGAUACUCACGCUGGGUUUCCGUCCCCUUGAUGACGUCAUUUGCUGUGCGGCAGCGGCUGACGAGCGGGAUAGCUCGUGGCGGCGGCUUGCAGUGUGGCGCUCGUCACGGAGAGUGGGCCUGCAGACCACUUGAAAUAACAAUUCCAUCUGAAAUGAAAUCUUAUUGGGCAUUAGGAGUUCUUACAAUAUCAAUAUUUACAGACCUAUUGAUUGGACAAUAUAUAACAGAAGAAGAAGAUGAAGAUACUCAAGCAGGUUGUCGAACUGCUGUGAAUGAUUUAGUUUUCAUUGUUGAUGGGUCGUGGAGUGUAGGAUAUACUGACUUUGACACUGCUAAGAACUGGUUGGUAAAUGUAACCAGCAGCUUUGACAUUGGGCCAGCUUACACUCAGGUUGCUGUUGUUCAAUACAGUGAUCUACCAAGGCUGGAAUUUCACCUUGGGCAACAUCGGACAAACCAGCAACUCAUUAAUGCCCUAAAAAGCAUGAAAUACUUGGGUGGGAAUACCCAGACUGGACGUGCAAUUAAAUUUGCAACUGAGAAUGUUUUUCCAUCCUCUCAAAGGACUAACCUGGCCAAAAACAGAAUUGCAAUCGUAGUUACAGAUGGCAAGUCCCAGGACGAUGUGGUGGAGACUGCAGCAGCAGCCAGAGCACAGAACAUCAUUAUGUUUGCAGUUGGAGUUGGUUCUGAAAUAACUAAGUCCGAAUUAGUAGCAAUUGCCAAUAUGCCGUCCACAGAGUAUGUGCUGUAUGCAGAGGACUAUACCACCAUUGACAGGAUAAAGGAGACUAUGCAGCAAAAGAUAUGUGAAGAAUCUGUAUGCCCAACCAGAAUACCUGUAGCUUCACGGGAUGAAAAGGGGUUUGAGCUACUUGUGGGAAUGAACAUUCAUAAGAAAGGCCAGAAGAUAACAGGGUCAUUGGUUUCCGAAAAAGCCUAUCUUCUUACCCCUGAUGUGGAUGUGACUGAAAACACAAGAGACAUCUUCCCAGAAGGCCUUCCACCCUCAUAUGUUUUUGUGGCAACCAUACGUCUAAAUGACCCUGAGACGCAGGUGGUUGUUGACCUGUGGAGAAUAUUAUCAAAGGCAGGAGAAGUCCAGGCAGCAGUGACUCUAAAUGGUACAGACAAUUCAGUCAUCUUUUCUGUCACACAGAUCAAUGAAAAUCAUCAAGUGAUUCAUUUCAAUGAUUCAAGAUUAAAGGAAUUAUUUGACGCAAAGUGGCACCAGCUGAAGAUCCUAGUGAGAAGUAAAAGUGCAGUCCUAUAUCUGGAUGAUGCUCUCAUUCAAAACCAUGCGCUUGGAGAAAUUGGACCAAUAUUCAUCAAUGGCAAAACUCAAGUCGUAAAGAGAGAAAUGUCUGAUCAGUCUGUAACUAUGGAGAUACAGAAACUAAGGUUGUACUGUGACCCAGAGCAGAGUGAAAGAGAGACGGCCUGUGAAAUCUAUUCUGUGGAUGACCCCAGGUGCCCGCUUGAGCGAGUGCCUUCGCCUUCUUGUCAGUGUCCUGAAAGCCAGCCUGGUUCUCCCGGAGCACCAGGACCAGAGGGCAACAAGGAGCUUGUAGGAGAGCAUGGAGCCCCAGGAGCUGAUGGGAAACCUGGACAACCAGGGCUUCAAGGUCCACCUGGGAAACCUGGCACCCAUGGAGAAAAGGGUUCUCAGGGGCCACAAGGACUGAAAGGUGAUCUUGGACCUCCAGGACCGCAGGGGCCGCCUGGAAUCCGAGGAGUACCAGGCCCUAUGGGACCUAAGGGUUCGGUUGGACUAGGCGGUCAGUCUGGAACUCCUGGGAUUCCAGGAAAGAAGGGGAUGAAAGGGGAAAGGGGCCCAGGGGGCAUUCCUGGACUUCAGGGGUCACGGGGUGAAUCAGGGUCACAAGGAAGAGAUGGCGCUCCUGGGCCAGUGGGACUACAGGGUUAUCACGGUGAUCCUGGUCUUCCUGGCGCAAUGGGAGUAAAGGGGGAAAGAGGAAUGCCGGGACAAAAAGGAACCAGUGGGCCCCCUGGCCUAAAGGGUGAAACUGGGGCAAUUGGACUUCCAGGAGCAGAAGGCCUGCAAGGACCAAAGGGCAUGCAAGGUGACCAUGGUCUUUCUGGACCGCCAGGACUUUCCGGACUAAAAGGUCAAAGAGGAGACCCAGGUUUGCCUGGUCUGGAGGGUUCAAUGGGAAUCCAAGGGCCAAAGGGACAUAAGGGGGACAUUGGUGAUGAAGGAUAUAAAGGAGAUCAGGGAGAAAAGGGGGAAGCAGGUCUGCCUGGAAUAGCAGGAAUAAGGGGUGAAGAAGGCAACAAAGGAGCCAAAGGAGAGAAAGGUGACACCGGUGACCUUGGUGACAAAGGGAUAGAGGGUAGGAAAGGUGAAGUCGGCAUGGCAGGACCACAAGGGCCUCGGGGUUUUCCAGGUGAAGGAGGACAGCAAGGAAGAUCUGGAAUACCUGGCAUUCCUGGAAAACCAGGGAAAUCCAUGACAGAUGACCACGUUAUGAAGCUGUGUAGUAAUAUGUUGCGUGCACAGUUACCAUCUUUGCUUCAGAACAUGAGUCCUACUUGCCCACCAUGUGAAGGAAAACAAGGCACACCAGGAUUACCAGGUAUCCAGGGCAGGCCUGGUGAGAGAGGACCACAAGGAUACCUGGGAAGAGGAGGCAGACCUGGCUAUCCAGGAAUUCAGGGAUUGCCAGGACUCCAGGGGAUGAAAGGAGAUACAGGACAAAAAGGGAACAAAGGUUCUAAAGGUGAACGGAGCAUAGGACACCCUGGACCACCCGGACCUCAAGGAUCACCUGGAAGAAAUGGGAGCAGUGGAGAAGGAAUUUCAGGCCCUCCGGGCAACCCCGGGAAAAGUGGAGUACCUGGAUCUCCAGGAAAACAUGGUUCGCCUGGACCUGCUGGCGCUUGUGACAUCUCUUUGUGUCUCUCAGCGUACGGAAUAAGGGACAACCCUUUCAGAAAAGGACCUAACUUCUGAAGCAAAGACUGUUUAUUCAGUUCAGAUCAUAAUCCUGUUUAUCUCUUCAGGAAUUAUUUGCCAUCCAAUUUUAAUGUACAGCAGAGGAUUUAAAGCAGAGGUUCUCAAACUCGGUCCUCGGGGGUCCACACAGUGCAUGUUUUGCAGGUCUCCUCACAGAAUCGCAAGUGAAAUAAUUAGCUCCACCUGUGGACCUUUUAAAAUGUGUCAGU
Molecule: messenger RNA, 3188 nt
Organism: Pseudophryne corroboree (corroboree frog)
Lineage: Eukaryota; Metazoa; Chordata; Amphibia; Anura; Myobatrachidae
Product: collagen alpha-1(XXI) chain-like
Exons: 29
Coding region: 31-2976 (981 amino acids)
Cellular component (GO): extracellular region
Source: RefSeq, a predicted model, not a curated record